Limulus polyphemus (Atlantic horseshoe crab) is the source of this 1807-nucleotide messenger RNA. Its product is annotated as aquaporin AQPAe.a-like. Gene Ontology annotation, molecular function: water channel activity. The record is from RefSeq and is a predicted model, not a curated record. NCBI's taxonomy places the organism in Eukaryota, Metazoa, Arthropoda, Merostomata, Xiphosura, Limulidae. Gene Ontology annotation, cellular component: plasma membrane. The coding region runs from base 90 to 887 and encodes 265 amino acids. Gene Ontology annotation, biological process: transmembrane transport. The transcript has 3 exons.
AGCAACCUAUUUAAACGGUACGAGUUAUUAUCAUUCAACCAUUCUGUACUAUCAGUUUUUGUUACAUCAACCUUAUUGUUUCUUUCAUUAUGGCAGCUGGGACAAAUAUUCGACAGAUACUAGGACUUGAGGACCUGGCUAAAAUGAAGGUACUGUCCGCGGCUCUACUAGCAGAAUUUCUGGGGACAGCUAUAUUAGUACUUAUCGGCUGUGGCUCUUGUAUCACUGGAUGGGACCUAGACUACUCUCCCACAAUUGUCCAGAUCGCCCUAGCCUUCGGUGUGACUGUGGGGACAGUAGUACAGUUUAUCGGGCACGUCAGUGGAGGACACAUUAACCCUGCUGUCACCCUAGGAUUUCUGGUCACCAAGAAGAUUUCCCUUUUUCGUGCGAUGCUUUAUGUGAUUGUCCAGUGUUUGGGGGCAAUAGUAGGCGCUGGUUUGCUAAAGGGACUCACACCUUCCAACUUACAAGGAAACUUAGGGGCUACAGUGGUGAAUCAGCACUUGAGCCCAGUCCAAGGCUUCGUAGUUGAGCUGUGCAUCACUUUUGUCUUGGUGUUCACAGUCUUUGCCUGUUGCGAUGAAAACAGGGGUGACAUUAAAGGAUCUGCCCCUCUCGCAAUCGGUUUGUCUGUAGCAACCUGUCAUAUGUUUGCAAUUAAAUACACCGGGGCCAGUAUGAAUACAGCUCGUUCCUUCGGACCUGCGGUUGUAGCCAACGUUUGGUCGAACCACUGGGUGUACUGGAUUGGCCCUAUCCUUGGUGGCGUGAUAGCAGCACUGCUGUACCAGUUCAUCUUCUCGGCACCAACGCCACCUAGUGAAGAAUCUGAAUAUGCGGAAAAAGUGGAAUUACGAGAGAAACAAGAGACACCUUCGGUUUAAGAAUCCAGUUAAUACAUUUUUUUGUUGUUCGACAUAAAGCUUCUAGUUUUUCAAUAAUUUGUUCAACCACUUCAUAAUUAGACUUCGCUUCCUAAUAGCUGGAUAUACUUUGUGGAGUAUUAUACAAAAAUGUACCGGCAAGUACAAGUAAUAAUCAUAGUCGUGUAGAAAGAUACUUUUGUAUACAAAGUAGUAUUUUUUAGGUUUAACAGAAAUUCCUGUGUAUUACGGAAGAGUAUUUUAAAAAUAACCAUGCGUUACUUACUCAUCAUUAAACCUACCAGAUUAAUUACAUUCGGAUACUCGUAUCUAACAAUGGACUAAAACGUGUCAAAUACUCAAGACCUUAGAGAAAUUUAAUGCUUAUUACAAAAACAUAUAAUCAUAAGUUAGAUUUAAUCUCAACUACCUUCUUAAGUCAUCCAGCAGAAGCAUCUAAGUAUAUGCACAACACACUGGAUCACUGAAGUCCAAAAGGUACCGAAUUAAUCAACAUUUGUCACAUCCAAUAAAAUUUUAUUUUAACAAAAAGUAAAUUUUUACAUCGUAUUCCUAUUUGAAAAUUCAUAGCUAAUAGUGUGUACAAAUUCGUUUGGAAAGUCAUCAGCAUUUAUAAUUUUGAAACAAGUUAAAAAUUUCCUACAAAACUAAUUGAGGCCAAAGUUUAGUAAGUAAUAUAGUAAAGGACAGAACCAUGAAUGUUGCUAUUCUUUUGAGAUUUCUUUUAAGUUUUAAAUUUUUUUUGUAUAAAACACCUAUGUUUCAUGGAAAUAAUUUUUUCGUGUUUUUCAACAUGACUGAUUUAUUGUCUUUAAACCAGUGUUUAACUCCAAUGUAAUCACAAUGUGUUUAAAGUGAAUAAAAAUGAACUUACUUUACCAUGAAAUAAAAAUAAUGAUGCAAUAUUUGUUUAGGCAAAA